Messenger RNA from Clonostachys byssicola, 1488 nucleotides. The record is from the annotation of a GenBank genome assembly. Lineage: Eukaryota; Fungi; Ascomycota; Sordariomycetes; Hypocreales; Bionectriaceae.
AUGAAGGAUCUUGUGCGUGUCCACAUUAAUGACUUUCUGGUAUACCUAGCAGACUUCGGCGUCGUUAUCUGCCGGCAGUGCCGACAUGCCAUCCAGCCCAACGCCCUGGACAGCCACCUCCUGAGGCACCGGAUCUACCGGCAUCGGCGGCGAGCGUUGGUCGAACGUCUCAACAAGCUUGAUCUCAGACAGCCGGACGAUGUCCCUGUCCCGAAUCGGGCUUGGCAACUUCCCGAGCUUCCCACGCAUGAAGGACUUCGUUGUGACGCCGAUGGCUGUCGAUAUCUGUGUGCAACGGACAAGGGUAUGCAGAUGCACUGGGCAUCAAAGCACAGUGUCCAUACCAAGAGCAACGUUCGAGCCAGUUCCGUAGCUCUACAGACUUUCUUCCGUGGGAUUAAGUUACGUUACUUUGAGGUCAGUACGGAUCCAGGACCAACCCUGUCUGUAGAUACAACCACACGUACGGAAAGCAUCGGUGACCGAGAGUUGGAAGCGGUCAGAAGCUCUCGUCAAUCGAUUCCUCAGGGAAUUCAGCUCAACUAUAUUGACGCCAGAGCAAUGAUGUAUCUACACCACUUCACCUUGCAUACAGCGCCAACUCUCGUCAGAAGGUGCCAACCUUUGAAACUAUGGCAAGACGACGUGCCACAGCUCGCCUUCGAAUAUCCGUUCCUUCUCCAUGCGGUUCUCGGCCUAUCCGCAUAUCAUAUCUCUAUCAAAAACCCAAAGACAGGCCAUGAACAUCGAUUUGCCGCAGCACGUUACUCGUCUCUAGGUGCGACAGAGUACGCGAAACAUCUGCUCGAACCCAAUUCCGACAAUACCACAGCAAUUCUAGCUUGUGCCAAUUGCCUGACUGUAGAGCAAAACUCGAGACUCUUCUCGGACCCCGAAGAUUCCAACGAGCUGGAAUAUGUAGCCUUUUUCCUCUCCGGGAUUCUAACUCUCCCACACGCCCUUGCGCAUCUUUUACCAAGAGGUUCGUACUUUAUGCAGUAUGUUCGCGAGACUCAGGCGAUCGUUGAAGAAGCAAAUGAUCUGCUCAAGAACAACAAGGGCGACAAUAUCUACCUACCGAAGCACAUCCCGCCAUCAAAGUCUCGUUUUCUCUCUUCUCUGCCUGAUGAGGUUGCAAGGCUAAGCCGAUAUUGUCCCAAGAUACUGGUACAGAUACAACAAGGACAGUUCACACUACGUGCUCUCCUGUACUCGAUAAAUCGAAGCUACGCUUCAGACGACUUGGCAAAUCUCUAUGAUUCCGCUGCCUGCUGGGUCCGGUGUCUGGAUGAACAUGCAAAGCAGGCUAUCCGCGACGGAGAGGCAUUCUUCCUCGUCAUGUACGCCUGUUGGUGUAUCGUAAUACACCGGAUCGGGCAAUACGCCUGGUUCACGCACGGGAUUGCUGAGAUCCAAAUUACGGUCGUGCGAGCCCGGCUUGCGCCUGAGUACCAUGUUCUGAUCGACACUUUGCUUUCCUUGUUGUAA